Equus caballus (horse) is the source of this 1916-nucleotide messenger RNA. RefSeq names its product fascin actin-bundling protein 3 (gene FSCN3). The record is from RefSeq and is a predicted model, not a curated record. Lineage: Eukaryota; Metazoa; Chordata; Mammalia; Perissodactyla; Equidae. Gene Ontology annotation, biological process: establishment or maintenance of cell polarity; actin filament bundle assembly; cell migration. Gene Ontology annotation, molecular function: actin filament binding; protein-macromolecule adaptor activity. Gene Ontology annotation, cellular component: actin cytoskeleton; cytoplasm; microvillus.
CAGCCUCUGCCUGGGAAGUUCCCUCCGGGGACAUCUUCUGGUGGGUACUGUGGGCCUGAUUCCAGGCCCUAUGGCCUGUGAAACCUCACCACUGGGGGGAAGGCUGGGCCGGACAGAGUCAUCACCUGUGGUGCCAGCCCCAUGGAUGAGGUAGAGUGGACACGAAGACGACCCAAGCCUGAGGACCUAAGGGUUGGGCUCAUCAGCUGGGCAGGGUCCUACCUCACUUAUGAGACAUAUAAGAGUACAGUCGCUGCUACUGCAAAGGGUUUGGGCCGGAGACAGACCUGGGAGAUCCUGGUGAGCAAUGAGCAUGACACACAGGCUCUGGUACGACUAAGGAGCUUGCAGGGCCUCUACCUUCUGUGCGAGGCUGAUGGCAGUCUGUGCUAUGGCCGGCCAAGGACAAGCCACCACGGAUGCUUCCUCCUCCGUUUCCACCGCAAUGGCAAGUGGACCCUGCAGUGCAUAAUCAGUGGUCGUUAUCUGGAGUCUGAUGGUGAGGACGUGUUCUGCAACUCCCGAGUCCUCUCAGCUUACCACAUGUGGACCCCCCGGCCAGCCCUCCAUGUCCAUGUGAUCCUCUACAGCCCUGUCAACCACUGCUACGCCCGGGCUGACCCUGGUGUGGGCCGUGUCUGGGUGGAUGCACCAGUUCCCUGCCUGAAGGAAUGUGGCUUUCUGUUGCAUUUCCAAGAUGGAUGCUACCACCUGGAGACCUCUACACACUCCUUCUUGUCCCACUUAGACCGGCUGGUCUCCCAACCCUCAACACAGACAGCUUUUCAUAUGCAAGUACGGCCUGGCGGACUCGUAGCACUGAGCGAUGGAGAAGGAGGCAUGUUGUAUCCACAAGGCACACGUCUGCUCCUGGGCUUGGGCUCCAGUCCGCACAGGGGAGAGGAGUGGUUCAUCCUACAGCGCUGCCCAACCUGGGUCAGCCUCAGGUCAAAGGCCCACAAGUUCCUCUCUGUCAUCUAUGAUGUUGAGUUGUGCGCUGCGUCUGAACACUUAACCCAGAUGUCCUUGUUCCAGUUUGAAUGUGACAAGGACAGCCCCAACUUGCAGCUUCGUUCAGCCAAUGGCUGCUACCUAGCCCAGAGACGCCACAAGAGAGUGAUGGCCGAUGGGCAGCCACUGGAGUCUGACACCUUCUUCCGUAUGCACUGGAAUUGUGGCAAGAUCUUCCUGCAGUCUCCCAAUGGACGCUUCUUGGGUAUAGUAGCCAAUGGCCUGCUCAUGGCCAAUGCCACCGUUCCAGGCCCAAAUGAGGAAUUUGGGGUUCUGUUAGCCAACCGUCCCUUCAUCGCAUUGCGUGGUCGAUAUGGGUAUGUGGGCACCUCGUCAGAAUGUGACCUCAUGCAGUGCAAUAUGGAUCAACCUGACUGCAUUCACCUGCUGCCCUGCCGCCAGGGCAUCUACCACUUCCAGGCACAGGGCGGAUCCUUCUGGUCAAUAACAUCCUUUGGCACCUUUCGCCCUUGGGGAAAGUUCGCCCUCAACUUCUGUAUAGAGCUUCAGGGUAGCAACUUGCUCACGGUGCUGGCACCCAAUGGCUUCUACAUGCGAUCUGACCGAAGCGGCACCCUGUUGGCAGACAGCGAAGACAUUACCAAAGAGUGUAUUUGGGAAUUUUAGGAUCUUACCAGCUUUUCUCCUAAAAGCCAGAGUUCAGGAAAUGACUGACUGAGGGUUUCUAUUUCCCCUUCCCUCCCCAGGCCAAUGGGAUGCCACCUACAAAAAUCCAAAUUCUCCAGGAGAAACUACUACACUAAACAGAACAGGAACCCCAGAGUCAAGAUCCGUGAGAAGAAUAUCUGUUACACAACUUUUCCUCCCCAGUUUAGCAAAACACCUGUUUUGAGCAACAAUACAUCACAAAAGGCCACCCCCAAAAUCCUGGUGUGUGUCUGACU